Molecule: messenger RNA, 2276 nt
Organism: Rhinichthys klamathensis goyatoka
Lineage: Eukaryota; Metazoa; Chordata; Actinopteri; Cypriniformes; Leuciscidae
Gene: cfap99
Product: cilia and flagella associated protein 99
Exons: 15
Coding region: 239-2224 (661 amino acids)
Source: RefSeq, a predicted model, not a curated record
GUUUCCAGGCAACAACAAAACACUGUCGUUGCCAGGUAGAUGUUUUUCAUAGGAUAUUAUCAUACAUGUAAACCUAUUCAUAUGGUUCAAUUUAGAAUUGUUGUUCUAUACUGAUCAAUUUUAUUAAGAUGCUCCAAUAAUCUGAAUCAGAUAAACAAAGUGAAAAAUUAUCCGCAUUAUCGAACUGCUGUCUAUUGGUCCGAAAGUAUAUUUAGUUUGGCUGAGAAAUCCAGCGAGGAUGAAGAACUACAGGGAACUUGUCAACGAAGUAACAAGGCUCCUGGAUGAGUUUCAAGAAGACAAACAAUGCAUUGACAAUUUUACACAGGAUGCUGCCAAGGAUCUUAAGAAUCAUUCCUCUGCUGACCAAAAGUUUAUUAUUGAUACUUUGUAUGGGUGUAUCAUGCGCAAAAAGCUUUUGGAUGUUGUGGUCAACAUUUUUUACAUGCACCAUGGACAAAUUCUAUUCAGAGUCGACCGAAACCUGUUCAUUGUUGUCUGUUAUCUUGCCAUCUUCCAUCUCGAUGAUCUUGGCCUGGAUCAUUUCAGUAGAAUUGUCAAGUCUCUAGACAUCUCAAAAAUGCACAAAUUCCUGAGUUUUUUCUUUAACGUCAGCAACCUCUCAACACAUAUCCAGAGGGAAUGGAGUCACAUCUAUGAUGCUGCCGUCGUAGAUAGUAACUGGAUCACCCCACUGCUGAGAUGGUGCAGUGAGAUCGAGGUGCUGCUGGAUCAGCUUGCCAGAAAAAUGGGCAGAGGAAAUCUGCCGAAAAAGUCUCCCAGGAAAAACACAGAACCCAGGGAAUUUGAUCUGACCCGGCCCAAAGCUCGACCGCUCCCUGCUCCUGAAGUCAUUCCACAGCAAGACAAGUCCAAGCCGGUACCAGUCACAACUCACAGAUCUCCAAAGGAACCAGAGAUUCUGGAUGAGAUGAGGCAGAGGAACCGACAAAAAGCUUUAAAAGUCCUGAAUGAAGCAAACUCUAAACAAUUCAGCUGUGCAAACCCACAGAAGUCUGAGAAAACUCAAAACGUAAUAUCCCAGAUUCUUCAAAGCAAUGAUGCAGAACUCAAAUUUGACCAGCUUUAUACUUCUGGCAGCCCUGCCACCCAAAAGACAAACAGCUUACCUGUCAGACUGAACACAACAGCCAUACUGCGAGAGGGAGCUUUAUAUAAUCGUCAACUGGAAGAAGAGUUACAAAGAUUCGAGCGAUUGUCACAGGGUGCAAGCGAGCCAUCUGCGUACCUGCAGUGGCAGAAGGAGAUGAAGGAGAAGGAUCUACAGGAGGAACUUGCUGAACUGGAGCGCCGAAGACUGGAGGGACGGAUCAGCCAUGAAGAGGCCGUUCUUGCACGAGAACGCGUCUUGGAGCGUAACCACCAUAAAGCUCAGCAGACUAAAGAGCAGACUGAACACCUCAUGCGCAAGUAUGCAGAGAAACGUCUGAAGGAGGAAAAGGAAAUGAGAGAGCUUGUGCAACAAGUGGCAGAUGGUCACAAGAACUCCAAAGCCGCCAAAGCUAAGCUACAAGAAAUCAAACAACGGAUAGUUAAGGAAGUCUCGGAGCAGAGCAGGGAACUCCUCAGCCAGGCUCUGGAAGAAGCUCAGGCCGAGCUAAGCAGGAAGAUGGAGCUCAUCCGUCAGAUUCGUGCUUUUGAGACAGUCUCUCUGGUCAGACAAAACUUUGUGGAUGACACUGAGACUGCAGGUCAUGAUUUGCUGUGUGAGAUGUCUCUGGCGGAGCUGCGGGAGCGUUUGGCACUCCUGAGAGAGUCAGAACAGUGUGAGCUGGAGGACAGAAGGCAGCGGAUCUUUCAGGAGAAACAACUCAAAGAGCAGCUACUACUAGAACAGCUGGACAAUAUCGCUCUACGCAGAAGUCUGGCAGAACAGGCUGCUUCUCGCAGUCAAGAAGAGAAAAAGAUGAGAAGUGAACUGCGGGAGGCUGUCAGUAGAGAUGAGAGAGUGCUGGCCCUACAGAAGACUCUGGAGCAAAAACAACAGGAAAGACAGAAGAGAAAGACUGAAAAAAACAGUAUGAAGAAAAAUGAACAGGUGAACAGUCCACUCACAGUGAAGACCUCCCUCAAAAAGCAGCAGGUUCUUGAGGAACAGCACUGGCAGGAGUUGGAACGCAAUUUGGAACAACAAAUUCAUGGGGCCUUGGAGCAAUCAUCUAAAAAAAAUGGUGCUGGUCAGAACCACAGGCGAGUUUUCUGAUGCCUAAUUACUAUUACAAUAUAAAAAAGUAGAAACAAUUGAUAUUGUAAAA